Messenger RNA from Saprolegnia diclina VS20, 1587 nucleotides. RefSeq lists its product as hypothetical. Gene Ontology annotation, biological process: attachment of GPI anchor to protein. The transcript has 6 exons. Bases 36 to 1484 code for a protein of 482 amino acids. Gene Ontology annotation, cellular component: GPI-anchor transamidase complex. NCBI's taxonomy places the organism in Eukaryota, Oomycota, Saprolegniomycetes, Saprolegniales, Saprolegniaceae. The record is from RefSeq and is a predicted model, not a curated record.
CUGCCACGUGCAAUCCAAAAGCAGGCAAGGCGACGAUGGCCGGAACCCGGCUCGCCCUGCUCGUGAGCAUGCUCAUCCCGCUCGUCGUCUUCAUCGCGCCCAUCGCGUACCACUUGACGCGCGUCCCGCGUGCGGCGCUGCCGCUCGAGGCCAUCGCUGCGCUCGACGUCGCCUCGCUUGAAGCCGCGCUACAGACCAAGCUGCGGAACGCCGAGCGCAUCACGCUCUGGGCGGGCCGGGCGUUCGCUACGGCGCCCAACGCCCAGCUGCGUGUCGACGCACUGCCAGCGCUCGAUAGCCAUGAUGUGGAUCGCCAACUCUUGUCUGCGGUGCAAGCCGCCAACCUCGCCGGCGAGAUGGUGGUCUUCGUGCUCUGUCGCAGCAAAGACAAUAGCGCGCCCAUCACGAUGGGCAGCUAUCGCCACGGCUGGACCGACGCGUGCGAGCUCUCGUUGUCUGCGCAAAGCGAGCUUUUGCAGCGCGUGUUUCGGGGCCAUCGCGACCCGUCGAUCCGCGUCGCGUUGAAGUAUCGUUGGAGCCUCUCGCUCUUGAGCGAAGUGCCCAGCUGGGAGAGCGCGUCGUGGGCCGCCCACGUCAGCGAGGUUGCCAUGGCGUACGUCGAGCCGCUCGCCGCAAAACUCUCGGCUCUUGCAUCCUUCACACUCGAGUCCCAAGCCCUCCACUACGCGCGCUUGGCGCCGGACUAUGGCUACGACGAAGCAACGCAGACGCACUUUGUCACGGCAAGCGACCUUCAGCAAUUUAAGAGCGCCAACGACUUUGCAACCGUCUCGAUCCUCCACGACCGCGAGCAACUCGUCCACUUUAUGGCGGCCUUGCCGUCGGCCGACCAUGCGUCGCUCGUGAUCCGCCCGACUGCCACGACAUCGACUUCGAAACGGUCGUUUCUGAUCCCUGGCUAUGGCGGCGUCACGGUCCUCAACCCGCUCGCAGCGCCAAUCGACGAGGUGCACCGCAUGAUGCAAGUGGCUGUCGCCCAGCUGCGCGCUGCGCUUGGCUUGCGCUCCGUCGGUGACGCCGGCAUGGGUUUGGCCGACUGGGAACUCGAUCUCCUCGUCCGCGUCUGGCUCACCAAGCACUGGCACACGAGCUUGUCCGCGAUCACGUCGACGGCCAAGCUUGUCGAUGCCAUGCCGCAAAUGACGGUGCUGCCACGCAUCCAGCGCCAAGUCGACACGACACUGCGCACUAUCCACACAAUCACCGCGGCGCUCGAAGACCGAGACAGCGUCUGGCGCGCGGCCGACUGUGCAGCGCAGCUUCUCUCGCUGCGUGCGGCAGUCGAGGCCAUUGAAGGCACGUACUACGACUCGACCAUGGUCGCGCAACUUUACUUUCCCGAAGAGCAUUUGUACGCGGUCUACUUGCCGCUAUUGCUGCCGCUCGUCCUGCCCUUUGGCUUUGGCCUUGUGCGCGAAAUCAAGCGCGUCCGUGCCAAGCGUGCGGCCAAGCCAACGGCGUAGUAGGUUACCACCUGCAACACUCUUUGACAAGUCCGUUCUUGACACUUGGUCGCCCUCUUGUCUAUUGAACGAUCCGGUAGUUGGUUUCGGAGGCGAAAAGCGC